Aspergillus thermomutatus is the source of this 1332-nucleotide messenger RNA. Its product is annotated as alpha/beta hydrolase family protein. NCBI's taxonomy places the organism in Eukaryota, Fungi, Ascomycota, Eurotiomycetes, Eurotiales, Aspergillaceae. The transcript has a single exon. The record is from RefSeq and is a predicted model, not a curated record. The coding region runs from base 1 to 1332 and encodes 443 amino acids.
AUGUUUCAAUUUUUCCCAUCCACCUUUUUCAACUUCGAAUUUACCCGUGUUCUGGGCACAAUUCCCUUUGGAGGAGCAGAGCUCGCCGAAUGUCUGGACGCGGCCGCCAACAUCGUCAACGAUGACCCGGAGAGCUGGCACCAGGCCUGGUUGACCCAGGCUAAAAAGGCCGAGGCUCUGGCGACGGAUGCAUUGGCGCAUGGCGACAGAAUUGCCGCACGGGAGGCCUUUCUGCGUGCCUCGAACUACUUCCGAGCAAGCCAAUACAUGUUCAAUGACCGGCCUGAUACGCCAGAUCCGCGGGUGAAGCGGUUCUUCGCUCGCAGUGUGGCUAUGUUCCUUCAAGCACUUCCCUUCUUUGAGCAUCAGGUUCACCUGCUUCGGGUCCUGUAUCGCGAUGACGUGCACUUGCAAGGGUACAUGUUUAUCCCGGACAUCCCGUCCAAAACUUCUAACAGCUCGUUCCCCAUCGUCGUCUGUUGCGGCGGCGCCGACUCUACGUCCGAAGAGCUAUAUUUCCUGUUCGGCGCCAGCGGCUGCAAGCGAAACUACGCUGUUGUCCUGUUUGACGGCCCCGGACAGGGCCACAGUCUCCGAGAGCAGAAGAUCACCAUGCGCCCGGACUGGGAGAGCGUGACGACUCCGGUCCUGGAUUACAUCUGCAAGCUCGCAGGCGAGAAUCCGCAGUGGCGCCUUGAUACGUCGCGCAUUGCUCUGGCCGGUGUCUCGAUGGGGGCCUACUAUGCUCUCCGCGGGGCCGUCGAUCCGCGCGUCAAGGCGUGUGUCUCCAUCGACCCUUUCUACGAUAUGUUUGAUCUGGCGACGUCGCGCAUGCCGCCGUGGUUUAUCCGUGAGUGGUUGGCUGGCUGGAUUACGGACGGGAUGUUUAAUGCUACAUGGGCGACCCUUUCGAGAUUCAACUAUCAGCUGAAGUGGGAAUUGACCCAUGUGAUGUGGAUAUUUGGCCAACAGUCCGCCGCAGCUGCUAUGCGAGAGAUGCGCAGGUAUACGCUCGAUGUCGGAGACGAUCGGGAACAGUAUCUACGUCGAGUAAAGUGUCCGGUGCUGGUGAGUGGAGCUGCUCAUACCAUCUACACUGCGCCUGAAAUCAGUACCAUGCGCGUGAAGCAGGCUUUGGAUCAUCUGCCCGACUCCAAGCGGCGGGUUUGGAUUGCAAGAGAGCCUGGAGAUGGCGGACUGCAGGGGAAGGUGGGUGCUUGGCGUCUUCUACAGCAGAGAAUGUUUCAAUUUCUGGGACAGCAGUUGGAGGUUCAGCAGGGCUGUGGGGGUGAAGUGAAACGGCAACCUGUGGAUACAUUAGUAGAUGUAUAG